Molecule: messenger RNA, 1049 nt
Organism: Nylanderia fulva
Lineage: Eukaryota; Metazoa; Arthropoda; Insecta; Hymenoptera; Formicidae
Product: ubiquitin-like protein 4A
Biological process (GO): post-translational protein targeting to endoplasmic reticulum membrane; tail-anchored membrane protein insertion into ER membrane
Cellular component (GO): BAT3 complex
Molecular function (GO): protein-folding chaperone binding
Source: RefSeq, a predicted model, not a curated record
AUCAAUCACGACGUGAAAAGGGGGAAAAAAGAAAAGGUGGGAAAGAGAGGAGAGGUUGAGGGUGCACAAAGACACACUAUCUCUCUCUCUCCCUCUCUCUUCGGGAAAAUAAAAUAUUCGCGCGCGUGGAGGAUUCGACGGCGGCUCGUCAUCGGUUGACGGGGAGUAACAUGCCAGUGAAGUGCGUCGUCGAUCGGGAGGAUUGUCGUCACGAGACACCGAGAGUAUCGCUAUCGAUAUCCGCGCAGGCGAUCGCGUCGAUAGCCGCGUCGCAUCGCUGCUCCCGAAGGUAGGAGGAAACAACGAGUCGAUGACGCCGAUGACGCUACGCGCCGCCGAAUCGUGCGAACGCAAAAUAUAACCUCUCCCAGGAAGGAUGCCCCAGCUCUCGUCCCUGCAAACCGUGGCACCGCUUUUCUCCGGAGAAACCUGAUCACGUCGUCCGCGCUCCUCUUCGCGUGCGUGAGUGUGCGAGUGCGCGUAUCCAGGCACGUCCGACCUCGUUUCCGCAAUCAUUAUCGAAGCCGCUCAUCAUGAAAGUGAUCGUGAAGAAGCUGCAGGGAAAAGAAUGCGUCGUUGAUAUAUUGCCAUCGGAGACAGUGUUGGAGUUGAAACACAAAGUGAGCGAUCUCUUGGGCAUUGAUGUACCGCAACAAAGAUUAUUGCUCACUGGCAAGACAUUAGCGGAUGAGAAUCCUCUAAGUUUCUAUCCAGGAAUCAAAGAUGGCAGUAAAUUAAAUCUCUUGGUAAUUAAGAAAGCGGAAGAGGGCUCCAGCGAAGCCAAAUCUUCGCCACAGCAGAAGUCGGGCGUUCAUUUGUUGAGAGAUGAAAUUUCCCGGGUGCUCAGGCAUUACUACACAGUAUCUGAGACAGAGUCCAUAGUCAAUGAGUUGAUAAAGGACUUGAAAAACAAAGUGAAUAGCCUUAGUUACGAUGAUUUAGAGAGACUAGCCAUUGCGUUACUCCAGGACCAAGAGAACGUAGCUUAAGACUAACUCAAGAUUUUUCAAUUCUGCUUACCGAUUAAUUAUUGUAUGAGUUUAUUUAAU